GGUGUGAGCGGGGCCGCUGCCGCUGCUUCCCGGGCUUCGGGGGGCCCGACUGCGGCACCCCCGCCUGCGCCCCCGGAUGGGGGGGCGUCCGGUGCGACAUCGAGGUGCCCGCGGUUACACCGCGCUUAGCCACGCGCACCUCGACGUCCCUGCGUGUCACCUGGCCCCGGCCCUCCCCCCCUCCGGACGGCUACCGGGUGACACUUGUCCCUCUGGAUGACCCCAUGGCCAUGACGACGCACGAACUGCCAGGCUCCGCUGUCGCCUUCUCGGUGACGGGGCUGUCCCCAGGCCGCCCCUUCGAGUUGCUGGUCCAGGCGCGGCGGGGGCCACACCUAGGGGCGGCGGGGACGCUGCGGCUGCGCACGGCUCUAGUCCCCGCUGUGCCCCCCCACGAGAAGUCCCCUCAGGGCUCCCUGGGGUCCCCAGCGGUGGCACCAUCGACCCGAGGGUCCCCAGGGUCGCUGGGGUCCCCGGGGUCACCAGCAUCGCCUGCAUCACCAGACGUGUCCCCGGGGUCACACGUGGCUCUGGGGUCACCGGCGUCCCCCAGGGUCCCAGUGUCCCCCAUGGAUCGAGGGUCCCUGGGAUCCCCAGCACCCCCCAGGUCACCGGAGUCACCAGAAUCCCCAGAAUUUCCGAGGUCCCCAGUGUCACCAGAGCUCCCAAGGUCACCGGUGUCACCAGAAUUCCCAGGGUCACCAUUGUCACCAGAACUCCCAUGGUCCCCCAUGUCACCAGCAUCCCCAGAAUCUCCGAGGACACCAGUGUCACCAGAGUCUCCAGGGUCCCCGGUGUCACCAGAGCUCCCAAGGUCACCGGUGUCACCAGCACCCCCGGAAUCUCCAAGGUUCCCAGUGUCACCAGAGCUCCCAAGGUCCCCCGUGUCACCAGAAUUCCCAAGGUCCCCAAUGUCACCAGAAUCUCUGGGGUCAGCGGUGUCACCAGAUUUGUGGCCAGCAUCCCCAGAACCCCCAAGGUUCCCAGAGUCUCCAGUGUCCCCAGGGUCACCUCCAUCCCCAGAGUCCCUGGCACCCUCAAAGUCGCCGGUGUCCCCGGAGUCCCCGUGGUCCCAACUGUCCCCUUGGUCCCCGCUGUCCUCAGGGAUCCCCUCCCUGCAGGAGCUGCUGGCUCGGCUGUCCCCAUACGGAGGGUCCCUCCUCCAGCGCCUCGAGAGCCACCUCCGGGCCACCAACUACCCCCUCCGGGGCAACCAGACGGUGCCGGCGGUGGCCAAGGCCAUCCUGGAGUAUGUCCUGCGCCGGCACCGGGCCCUGGGGAAGGGACAGGGACACCCCCCAAAACCCCGAGAGGACGGGACCCUCCUGGAGACCACAGGGGAGGAUGGGAAUCAGGAGCCGGCACUGCCGUGGGGGGACACGGACGGGAUGGAGCUGAUGGAGCCGCGGAGGGAUGUGAAGAAAACAGUUGCAGCCGAGGCAGAAGAGCCACCCCAAUCCAAACCAGUCCUGGGUGAACUCCGUGUCACCAGUGUCACCCCCAGCUCCGUGGGGCUGCAGUGGAGUGUCCCCGAGGGCCCCUUUGACUCCUUCAUGCUGCAGUACCGGGAUGCCCAGGGCCAGCCCCAGGCCCUGCCCAUGGAUGGCGAGUCCCGCUGGGUGACGGUGCCGGGGCUGUCCCCGUCCCGCCGGUACCGCUUCCACCUCUACGGGCUGCGGGGUGGGAAGAGGACCGAGCGCGUCUCCAUCGAUGUCUCCACAGCCACAGCAGAGCCAGAGGAACCACCCCAGCACUCAGAGGAGCCCCAACCUGAGCACCCCCAAACUAAGACUCCCCCACCUGAGGCACCCCCGGCACGGGCGGUGCUGGGGGAGCUGAGGGUCUCCAGCGUCACCCCCAACUCCGUGGGGCUGCAGUGGAGCGUCCCCAAGGACCCCUUUGACUCCUUCAUGCUGCAGUACCGGGAUGCCCAGGGCCAGCCCCAGGCCCUGCCCAUGGAUGGCGAGUCCCGCUGGGUGACGGUGCAGGGGCUGUCCCCAUCCCGCCAGUACCGCUUCCACCUCUACGGGCUGCGGGGCGGGAAGAGGAUCCACCACAUCUCCACUGAGGCCACUACGGCCCCGGCUGAGCCAGAGGAGGCGCCCCAGCACGCAGAGAAGCCCCAACCUGAGCCCCCCAAAAUUGAGGCUCCCCCACCUGAGGUGCCCCCAGUGCGGGCAGUGCUGGGGGAGCUGAGGGUCUCCAGCGUCACCCCCAACUCCGUGAGGCUGCAGUGGAGCGUCCCCGAGGGCCCCUUCGACUCCUUCACGCUGCAGUACCGGGAUGCCCAGGGCCAACCCCAGGCCCUGCCCAUGGAUGGCGAGUCCCGCUGGGUGACAGUGCCGGGGCUGUCCCCGUCCCGCCGGUACCGCUUCCACCUCUACGGGCUGCGGGGUGGGAAGAGGAUCGAGCGCGUCUCCAUCGAUGUCUCCACAGCACCAGCCUCCCCCUCAGAGGCUCCCCCAGCUGAGGACUCCCCGUCUGAGGAGCACGAACAGGAGCCUCAACCAAGUGCAGCGCCCGCGGCACGAGCGGUGCUGGGGGAGCUGAGGGUCUCCAGCGUCACCCCCAACUCCGUGGGGCUGCAGUGGAGCGUCCCCGAGGGCCCCUUCGACUCCUUCAUGCUGCAGUACCGGGAUGCCCAGGGCCAGCCCCAGGCCCUGCCGUUGGAUGGCGAGUCCCGCUGGGUGACGGUUCCGGGGCUGUCCCCGUCCCGCCGGUACCGCUUCCACCUCUACGGGCUGCGGGGUGGGAAGAGGAUUCACCACAUCUCCACUGAGGCCACCACAGCACCAGCCUCCCCCUCAGAGGCUCCCCCAGCUGAGGACUCCCCGUCUGAGGAGCACGAGCAGGAGCCCCAACCAAGUGUGGCACCCCCAGCACAGGCAGUGCUGGGGGAGCUGAGGGUCUCCAGCAUCACCCCCAACUCUGUGGUGCUGCAGUGGAGCAUCCCCGAGGGCACCUUCGACUUCUUCAUGCUGCAAUACCGGGAUGCCCAGGGCCAGCCCCAGACCCUGCCCAUGGAUGGCGAGUCCCGCUGGGUGACUGUGCCGGGGCUGUCCCCAUCCCACCAGUACCGCUUCCACCUCUACGGGCUGCGGGGUGGGAAGAGGAUCGAACUCGUCUCCACUGAGGCCACCACAGCCCCAACCAAGUGGCCCCCAGCACAGGCAGUGCUGGGGGAGCUGAGGGUCUCCAGCAUCACCCCCAACUCUGUGGGGCUGCAGUGGAGCAUCCCCGAGGGCCCCUUCGACUCCUUCAUGCUGCAAUACCGGGAUGCCCAGGGCCAGCCCCAGACCCUGCCCAUGGAUGGCGAGUCCCGCUGGGUGACUGUGCCGGGGCUGUCCCCAUCCCACCAGUACCGCUUCCACCUCUACGGGCUGCGGGGUGGGAAGAGGAUCGAACUCGUCUCCACUGAGGCCACCACAGCAGAGCCAGAGGAGCCGCCCCAGCACUCAAAGGAACCCCAACCCGAGGCCCCCCAAACUGAGUCUCCCCCACCUGAGGUGCCCUCAGUGCAGGCAGUGCUGGGGGAGCUGAGGGUCUCCAGCGUCACCCCCAACUCCGUGGGGCUGCAGUGGAGCGUCCCCAAGGGCCCCUUCGACUCCUUCACGCUGCAGUACCGGGAUGCCCAGGGCCAGCCCCAGGCCCUGCCCAUGGAUGGCGAGUCCCGCUGGGUGACGGUGCAGGGGCUGUCCCCAUCCCGCCGGUAUCGCUUCCACCUCUACGGGCUGCGGGGUGGGAAGAGGAUCCACCACGUCUCCACUGAGGCCACCACAGCACCAGCUUCCCCCUCAGAGGCUCCCCCAGCUGAGGACUCCCCGUCUGAGGAGCACGAGCAGGAGCCCCAACCAAGUGUGGCGCCCCCAGCACAGGCAGUGCUGGGGGAGCUGAGGGUCUCCAGCGUCACCCCCAACUCUGUGGGGCUGCAGUGGAGCGUCCCCGAGGGCCCCUUCGACUCCUUCACGCUGCAGUACCGGGAUGCCCAGGGCCAGCCCCAGGCCCUGCCGUUGGAUGGCGAGUCCCGCUGGGUGACGGUGCCGGGGCUGUCCCCGUCCCGCCGGUACCGCUUCCACCUCUACGGGCUGCGGGGUGGGAAGAGGAUUGAGCGCGUCUCCAUCGAUGUCUCCACGGCACCAGCUUCCCCCUCAGAGGCUCCCCCAGCUGAGGACUCCCCGUCUGAGGAGCACGAGCAGGAGCCCCAACCAAGUGUGGCGCCCCCAGCACAGGCAGUGCUGGGGGAGCUGAGGGUCUCCAGCGUCACCCCCAACUCUGUGGGGCUGCAGUGGAGCGUCCCCGAGGGCCCCUUCGACUCCUUCACGCUGCAGUACCGGGAUGCCCAGGGCCAGCCCCAGGCCCUGCCGUUGGAUGGCGAGUCCCGCUGGGUGACGGUUCCGGGGCUGUCCCCGUCCCGCCGGUACCGCUUCCACCUCUACGGGCUGCGGGGUGGGAAGAGGAUUGAGCGCGUCUCCAUCGAUGUCUCCACGGCACCAGCCUCCCCCUCAGAGGCUCCCCCAGCUGAGGACUCCCCGUCUGAGGAGCACGAGCAGGAGCCUCAACCAAGUGCAGCGCCUGCGGCGCGAGCGGUGCUGGGGGAGCUGAGGGUCUCCAGCGUCACCCCCAACUCCGUGGGGCUGCAGUGGAGCGUCCCCGAGGGCCCCUUCGACUCCUUCAUGCUGCAGUACCGGGAUGCCCAGGGCCAGCCCCAGGCCGUGCCCAUGGAUGGCGAGUCCCGCUGGGUGACAGUGCCGGGGCUGUCCCCAUCCCACCAGUACCGCUUCCACCUCUACGGGCUGCGGGGUGGGAAGAGGAUCCACCACGUCUCCACUGAGGCCACCACAGCCCCGGCUGAGCCAGAGGAGCCUCCCCAGCCCUCAGAGGAGCCCCAACAUGAGCCCCCCGAAACUGAGGACCCCCCACCUGAGGCGCCCCCAGUGUGGGCGGUGCUGGGGGAGCUGAGGGUCUCCAGCGUCACCCCCAACUCCGUGGGGCUGCAGUGGAGCGUCCCCAAGGGCCCCUUCGACUCCUUCAUGCUGCAGUACCGGGAUGCCCAGGGCCAGCCCCAGACCCUGCCCAUGGAUGGCGAGUCCCGCUGGGUGACGGUGCCGGGGCUGUCCCCAUCCCGCCGGUACCGCUUCCACCUCUAUGGGCUGCGGGGUGGGAAGAGGAUCCACCACGUCUCCACUGAGGCCACCACAGGUGAGGGGGAACCCCAACCAAGUGUGGCGCCCCUGGCACGGGCAGUGCUGGGGGAGCUGAGGGUCUCCAGCGUCACCCCCAACUCUGUGGGGCUGCAGUGGAGCGUCCCCGAGGGCCCCUUCGACUCCUUCACGCUGCAGUACCGGGAUGCCCAGGGCCAGCCCCAGGCCCUGCCGUUGGAUGGCGAGUCCCGCUGGGUGACGGUUCCGGGACUGUCCCCGUCCCGCCGGUACCGCUUCCACCUCUACGGGCUGCGGGGUGGGAAGAGGAUUGAGCGCGUCUCCAUCGAUGUCUCCACGGCCCCGGCUGAGCCAGAGGAACCGCCCCCACCCUCAGAGGAGCCCCAACUUGAACCCCCCCAAACUGAGGCUCCCCAACCUGAGAAACCCCCGGCGCGCGCAGUGCUGGGGGAGCUGAGGGUCUCCAGCAUCACCCCCAACUCCGUGGGGCUGCAGUGGAGCGUCCCUGAGGGCCCCUUCGACUCCUUCACGCUGCAGUACCGGGAUGCCCAGGGCCAGCCUCAGGCCCUGCCCAUGGAUGGCGAGUCCCGCUGGGUGACGGUUCCAGGGCUGUCCCCGUCCCGCCGGUACCGCUUCCACCUCUACGGGCUGCGGGGCGGGAAGAGGAUCGAGCACGUCUCCAUCGAUGUCUCCACAGGUGAGGGCGAAGGGCACAGGGAGGAAGAGUGCCCCCAGCUGCAGGCAGUGCUGGGGGAGCUGAGGGUCUCCAGCAUCACCCCCAACUCCGUGGGGCUGCAGUGGAGCGUCCCCAAGGGCCCCUUCGACUCCUUCAUGCUGCAGUACCGGGAUGCCCAGGGCCAGCCCCAGGCCCUGCCCAUGGAUGGCGAGUCCCGCUGGGUGACGGUUCCGGGGCUGUCCCCGUCCCGCCGGUACCGCUUCCACCUCUACGGGCUGCGGGGUGGGAAGAGGAUCGACCGCGUCUCCACUGAGGCCACCACAGCUCCCCCACCUGAGGUGCCCCCAGUGCAGGCAGUGCUGGGGGAGCUGAGGGUCUCCAGCGUCACCCCCAACUCCGUGGGGCUGCAGUGGAGCGUCCCCAAGGGCCCCUUCGACUCCUUCAUGCUGCAGUACCGGGAUGCCCAGGGCCAGCCCCAGGCCCUGCCCAUGGAUGGCGAGUCCCGCUGGGUGACAGUUCCGGGGCUGUCCCCGUCCCGCCGGUAUCGCUUCCACCUCUACGGGCUGCAGGGUGGGAAGAGGAUCCACCACGUCUCCACUGAGGCCACCACAGCACCAGCCUCCCCCUCAGAGGCUCCCCCAGCUGAGGACUCCCCGUCUGAGGAGCACGAGCAGGAGCCCCAACCAAGUUUGGCACCCCUGGCACGGGCAGUGCUGGGGGAGCUGAGGGUCUCCAGCGUCACCCCCAACUCUGUGGGGCUGCAGUGGAGCGUCCCCGAGGGCCCCUUCGACUCCUUCACGCUGCAGUACUGGGAUGCCCAGGGCCAGCCCCAGGCCCUGCCGUUGGAUGGCGAGUCCCGCUGGGUGACGGUGCCGGGGCUGUCCCCGUCCCACCGGUACCGCUUCCACCUCUACGGGCUGCGGGGUGGGAAGAGGAUUGAGCGCGUCUCCAUCGAUGUCUCCACGGCCCCGGCUGAGCCAGAGGAACCGCCCCCACCCUCAGAGGAGCCCCAACCUGAACCCCCCCAAACUGAGGCUCCCCAACCUGAGAAACCCCCGGCGCGCGCAGUACUGGGGGAGCUGAGGGUCUCCAGCAUCACCCCCAACUCCGUGGGGCUGCAGUGGAGCGUCCCCGAGGGCCCCUUCGACUCCUUCACGCUGCAGUACCGGGAUGCCCAGGGCCAGGCCCAGGCCCUGCCGUUGGAUGGCGAGUCCCGCUGGGUGACGGUUCCGGGGCUGUCCCCGUCCCGCCGGUACCGCUUCCACCUCUACGGGCUGCGGGGCGGGAAGAGGAUCGAGCGCGUCUCCAUCGAUGUCUCCACAGCAGAGCCAGAGGAGCCGCCCCAGCACUCAAAGGAACCCCAACCCGAGGCCCCCCAAACUGAGUCUCCCCCACCUGAGGUGCCCCCAGUGCAGGCAGUGCUGGGGGAGCUGAGGGUCUCCAGCAUCACCCCCAACUCCGUGGGGCUGCAGUGGAGCGUCCCCAAGGGCCCCUUUGACUCCUUCACGCUGCAAUACCGGGAUGCCCAGGGCCAGCCCCAGGCCCUGCCCAUGGAUGGCGAGUCCCGCUGGGUGACAGUUCCGGGGCUGUCCCCAUCCCGCCGGUACCGCUUCCACCUCUACGGGCUGCGGGGUGGGAAGAGGAUCCACCACGUCUCCACUGAGGCCACCACAGCACCAGCCUCCUCCUCAGAGGCUCCCCCAGCUGAGGACUCCCCGUCUGAGGAGCACGAGCAGGAGCCCCAACCAAAUGUGGUACCCCCGGCACGGGCGGUGCUGGGGGAGCUGAGGGUCUCCAGCGUCACCCCCAACUCUGUGGGGCUGCAGUGGAGCGUCCCCGAGGGCCCCUUCGACUCCUUCACGCUGCAGUACCGGGAUGCCCAGGGCCAGCCCCAGGCCCUGCCGUUGGAUGGCGAGUCCCGCUGGGUGACUGUGCUGGGGCUGUCCCCAUCCCGCCGGUACCGCUUCCACCUCUACGGGCUGCGGGGUGGGAAGAGGAUUGAGCGCGUCUCCAUCGAUGUCUCCACGGAUGAUCUGCUCCCGCCCUCGAUGGACCCCCAAACUGAGGCCCCCUCAACUGAGGCACCCCCAGCUGAGCACCCCAAAACUGAGAACCCCCCACCUGAGGUGCCUCCGGUGCGGGCAGUGCUGGGGGAGCUGAGGGUCUCCAGCGUCACCCCCAACUCCGUGGGGCUGCAGUGGAGCGUCCCCGAGGGCCCCUUCGACUCCUUCAUGCUGCAGUACCGGGAUGCCCAGGGCCAGCCCCAGGCCCUGCCGUUGGAUGGCGAGUCCCGCUGGGUGACGGUGCCGGGGCUGACCCCGUCCCGCCGGUACCGCUUCCACCUCUACGGGCUGCGGGGCGGGAAGAGGAUCCAGCACAUGGCCACUGAGGCCACCACGGGUGCCCCAGGAACCCUCUGGGUGGGCUCCGUGUGGCCCCGCAGUGCCCAAGUGCACUGGGACCCCCCCCGUGUCCCCCCCAACGGCUUCGAGCUGGUGUAUGGCCCCCCUGGGGGGCCCCAGCAGACCCUGCAGUUGCCCCCCGAGGCCAGGUCGCAGCAGUUGUGGGGGCUGGAGCCGGCGGAACGUUACGGGGUGCAGCUGUGGGGCCGGGGGGGGCACCCCCAAACCGCACCCCUCGAGGCCACCUUUGACACCCCCCCUCUGCCGCACCCCCACCCCCGGGACUGCACUGAGGAGCAGCAGAACAGGCCAGGCCCUCACGGGGAGACCCUCGUGUUCCUCGGGGGGGACGCGGCCCGGCCCCUCAGGGUCUUCUGUGACAUGGAGACCGACGGCGGCGGCUGGCUGGUGUUCCAGCGGCGCCAGGACGGGGGCACGGAUUUCUGGCGGGGGUGGGAGUCGUACGCGCGCGGCUUCGGGAACAUCAGCGGCGAGUUCUGGCUCGGGAAUGAAGCGCUGCACGCGCUGACGGCCGGGACCCCCACGGAGCUGCGUGUGGACCUGCGGACCCCUCGCGACUCCGCCUUCGCCCACUAUCGCGACUUCGCCGUGGGCGGCGCCGAGGAGCAAUAUCGGCUGCGAGUCGGGACCUUCAGCGGCACUGCCGGCGACGCCCUCUCCUACCACUCGGGAAGCCCCUUCUCCACACGGGACCGGGACCCCCGGGACCCCCGGGGUCCCCGUGAGCCCCCGGGGCACCCCCGGCCCCCCCACUGUGCUGUGGCCUACGGGGGGGCCUGGUGGUAUCGGAACUGCCACUACGCCAACCUGAAUGGGCGCUAUGGCACCACCCGCGACCACCAGGGCAUCCACUGGUUCCCCUGGAAAGGCUUCAACGUCUCCAUCCCCUUCACCGAGAUGAAGCUGCGGCCGCAGCGCCCCUGAGGGGGCUUUG
This is a messenger RNA of Myiozetetes cayanensis, 9192 nucleotides long. RefSeq names its product tenascin-X-like. Gene Ontology annotation, molecular function: protein binding. NCBI's taxonomy places the organism in Eukaryota, Metazoa, Chordata, Aves, Passeriformes, Tyrannidae. The record is from RefSeq and is a predicted model, not a curated record. The coding region runs from base 225 to 9182 and encodes 2985 amino acids. The transcript has 32 exons.